Messenger RNA from Clonostachys rhizophaga, 942 nucleotides. The record is from the annotation of a GenBank genome assembly. NCBI's taxonomy places the organism in Eukaryota, Fungi, Ascomycota, Sordariomycetes, Hypocreales, Bionectriaceae.
AUGGCUCCUCAGGAAGCUUCUGGCGAGUCUUUCGCCAUUCUUACCAUUAGGAUGCCUCCUCUACCGUCUUAUCCUACUUCCACAACACAUGAAAUCCGUGUGCGACGGAAUGCGCCCAAGAUCCCGACCGCGAAUGACGAUCGGAGUCUAUUCCUUAAAAAUAUCCCCCCAGACAGCACGGAACCUCAUUUUCGCGCAGUCUUCUCUAGCUUGGUCGGCCCCGGCCGCUUCGAGACCAUGACUUUCGAGGACCAAAAGACACACAGCCCCGGCGUUGACCCGGCCCGCGCCUUGAAGAUUAAUGGGUUCGCGAAGAAGCGGAAGAGAGGGGAUCUUGAAGAGGAGGAGCGCGAGCGCGAGGAAGAAGCUACCCGCUUACCUGAAAUCUGGACGCGGCAAUUGCAAAAGAGCAGUAGCACUGCGGUCGUUCUCCUUGCCGACGAGAAGAGCGUUCAGCAGGUUCUGAAAGCCAUUGGGAAGCUUCAGAAAACAAGAAACUAUCCAAUGUGGGGCGAAAAUCUAGCAGAUGAAGUGCCUUCUCUUGGUGCGCGAUGGCUCUCCUCGCACCUCCAGCUGAACCGUGUCGACAAGGCAGAGACCAAGAGGGCGGUCCAUGCCUUCUUCAAUACAUACAACCGAAAAGAAAAGGAGGCUGCUGAGCUUGCCAAGAGGUUGCGGAAUGAACCUGACGAGGAUGGCUUCGUUACUGUUACUCGCGGCGGUAGAUCGGCUCCAGCCAGCCGCAAUGAGGCCGAGGAGGCCAAGCAGAGGAUGCUAGAGAAGCAGGACAAGAAGAAGUCGGAUAUGAAGGACUUCUACCGCUUCCAGCUACGGCAAAGGAGGAAGGACGAGCAUAAGGCAUUGCUCAGACGGUUUGACGAGGACCGGAAGAAGGUUGAUGCAAUGCGUGAAAAGCGUGGCAAGUUCAAGCCUGAGACGUGA